AUGACUACAGAGCUCAAGGCUAUUCGCAAAAAGCGGACCACGGAGGCUAAACCUACUUCUGACGGAGACCAUCGCAAGCGUCGACGCAAUCGUACAACUCAGUCAUGCCUUAAUUGCCACACAUCCAAGAGAAUGGUACCGUCCUUGUGGCCGCUGUACACAACUAGGUUUGGCCUUUGUGUCUAUGAAGUAGACGAUCCUUCACAGCGAACCGAAGUUCAAGACGAGGGUUCGCGCCUUCGUCAACGAGUGGCCGAGCUCGAGGGAGUGAUACGUGAGUUGAAGAACAAGCCCCAUCCUCGCUGGGUUCAAGCGGGCUCGACCCCAGAAGUAGAAUUUGAGAGGUGGCAUACCCGGUCUCAGUCUCGUUUGACUGCUGAGCAGCAACAGACCGAACAACAAACCAAGACAAAAAGCACAUCUUCGUCUAGCGCCUCUCCAUCCCGCACUACUUGUUCGAUAUCAAGCCCUACGGAUGAGUCGCAUCCGUCUCCUCAGCCCCCAUCCCCCUCGCACGCACGUCCUGCCUUGACUUUUCCCCAACCACCUGCCGACUUGACAAACACAUCCGCGUCAUACUUUCCUUACUUCAGUAACAUAUCAUCUCCCUUGAGCACACCCUCUCCUCCUAUAAUGACGCCGACAGAUGAAUACGCGCACACUCAAGCUCUUGUUGUCGGAGAGCAACCACUCGCCGGAGAAUUUGACCUUGCUUCUAUUUUCAUGUCGUAUCCGGGUUUGAUUGGAUGUGAAGAUAACCUGGGACAUAAUGUUAUUACCGGUCAUCUCGACGAUACCUGCCGGUCUAAUCAUUGCCGCAAUAUUUCUGCACACAGUCAUUGCGGCUGCCUGACCGAAGGAUCGAGCUACAAUGUAGUGCUUGAGCUUUCUCUUCGCUUGCGUAAAGCGGCGGACAUCCUAAGCCGGUCGGCAUAUCACCAUCUUGGAUCCAAUAAUUGUGCCCUUAAUCAACGAAUUAUGGAACUCGACGGUCUUGCUACGACGACACUAGGCAAUAUUACUACACCACCUAACGAUGUCAAUCAAACAUGUCCUCAACAACAUCCGCUCUCUCAUAAAUUCAUUCCAUCACCAUCUGCUUUUGGUACAGCAUCGAGCCGCACUAUGCCUGCUUUGUCAGUCUCUCCACAGACUCUGCAAGGAAUUCCCUCCUGGGAUAUAUCAUCCGUGUCGGAUUCAUCACCUAUUUGCGAAGACUCCUUUAUGUCAUGGGAGCCUUCGCGACGUGGCUGA
Messenger RNA from Suillus subaureus, 1254 nucleotides. RefSeq lists its product as uncharacterized. The coding region runs from base 1 to 1254 and encodes 417 amino acids. Lineage: Eukaryota; Fungi; Basidiomycota; Agaricomycetes; Boletales; Suillaceae. The transcript is spliced from 5 exons. The record is from RefSeq and is a predicted model, not a curated record.